CGCGCUCCGCUCAGAACCAGAUGCGGAACUGAUAACUUUGGCAACUAUAAAACGGAUGAGCAUCCAUCGUACAUCCGCGCUCGCGCGUCUAGCUCAACAAACUCGACUGUUGACCAGCAUGUCUUCCGCGUACACGCCACGUCUCAUUGGUGCUCCGAACACUCUCGAUCAUCGCGUGUACAUCGAGCACAACGGCAGCGUCGUCUCCCCGUUCCAUGAUAUUCCGCUCUUUGCCGACCAGAGCAAUGGCAUCCUCAACAUGAUCGUCGAGGUCCCUCGUUGGACGAAUGCGAAGAUGGAGCUGUCCAAGGAGGAGCCUUUCAAUCCCAUCAAACAGGAUAUCAAGAAAGGCCGUCUGCGUUUUGUCCGCAACUGCUUCCCUCAUCACGGAUACAUCUGGAACUACGGCGCAUUCCCUCAGACAUGGGAGGACCCCUCGCAGAUGCAUGCUGAGACGAAGGCCAAGGGCGACAACGAUCCUCUCGAUGUCUGCGAAAUCGGCGAACAAGUUGGUUACACUGGUCAAAUCAAGCAAGUCAAGGUUCUGGGCAUCAUGGCGCUCCUAGACGAGGGCGAGACGGACUGGAAAGUUAUCGUUGUGGAUAUCCAUGAUCCUCUCGCCUCGAAGCUCAACGACAUCGAAGAUGUCGAGCGUCACCUUCCCGGCCUUAUCCGCGCCACAAACGAAUGGUUCCGUAUCUACAAGAUCCCCGAUGGAAAGCCGGAAAAUGCGUUCGCUUUCUCCGGUGAGGCGAAGAACAAGCGCUAUGCUACCGAGAUUGUGCACGAAUGCCACGAAGCGUGGCGCCGCCUGAUCAUGGGCGAGAGCCCCGCAAAGACGGCGUCCUACGAUCUUUCUAUCAAGAACAUCACUGUGCAGAACUCGCCAGGCUUUGUCUCCAAAAAUGACCCGGCGUAUACUGGUAUCCCGCCUGAUUCGCGCAAGCCUCCCGCCCCUAUCGACCCGUCGAUUUCCAAGUGGUUCUACAUUUCUUCUGCGCAGGUCUGAAAAGCGGUCGCAGCGAAACUAGUUACGGUGUUGUGGAUGUUGCCGCCUUUAGCUUGCCGUGACAACACUCGAUCGAACAAUCGGAUACAUACUGGGCUACAAAGCAAGUAUCUCUAGCUAGGGGCAUCUAUUAUGCUGUGAUGCAAAGAAAACAGGGUGACAUCGAAAGCCUCAUGAGUGCAUCGGGCAAGCUCUGCCUACGUUCCAGGGAGGGAUCCGUGAGAGCGGUGUGCGAUUAGAUAGCGUUCCUGGUGUAUAACUGAAAGCAGGUAGCGAGAGCGCCCUGAACAAUGAAAUGGAGAGUUUGUCUUCAUAUGGCAACGUUGUCGUAUUUGACACCCCUAACGGCACGUCCCAACAUAGACGACUUGACAUUCUGGACGAACUGCUCGCGAUGCUUGCGCAGCUCCUCAGCCGCUUCUUUGUUGAGCGGAUCGUCCGCAUUCGGCUCAAGGAAGAGGUACUGCAAUCCAACCAUGACGGAAUUGAGAUUGAGAACUGGUUUCCAGUCCUCUCGCAGGAUGUUCAGGCAGACAUUGCCCUCAAGGUCCACGUUGGGGUGGUAUAUAGUUUGCGUGCACUUGACUUUAGGUGGCUCAUGUGGGUAGUUUGUGUUGAUGUUGAAGGAGAACUUGAAUGCACCGCCCUUGUACAUCCCUUCAUCAGGAGUAAUCGUUAACUCGAAGUUCAAGAGAUCGGCGGGAUCAGGGAAGUGGGUCUUCAUUGUAGAAGGAAGAUCAAGCUCCGUCAAGUCCUUCUGUACUCGGAUUUGUGCAGCACUCGUCUUUGGCUUCUUCUUCGCCGCUGCAUUUUCAUCCUUCUUCAUACUCCAUAUCUUGAUCAUGUCGGUAAGGGUACCCGGCCGGCUGU
Punctularia strigosozonata HHB-11173 SS5 is the source of this 1879-nucleotide messenger RNA. RefSeq names its product inorganic diphosphatase. Gene Ontology annotation, biological process: phosphate-containing compound metabolic process. The transcript has 11 exons. NCBI's taxonomy places the organism in Eukaryota, Fungi, Basidiomycota, Agaricomycetes, Corticiales, Punctulariaceae. The coding region runs from base 119 to 1009 and encodes 296 amino acids. The record is from RefSeq and is a predicted model, not a curated record. Gene Ontology annotation, cellular component: nucleus; cytoplasm. Gene Ontology annotation, molecular function: magnesium ion binding; inorganic diphosphate phosphatase activity.